Molecule: messenger RNA, 975 nt
Organism: Drosophila innubila
Lineage: Eukaryota; Metazoa; Arthropoda; Insecta; Diptera; Drosophilidae
Gene: Vhl
Product: protein Vhl
Exons: 1
Coding region: 158-682 (174 amino acids)
Source: RefSeq, a predicted model, not a curated record
GGGCAACCUUGAGUAGCCAAUGUGAAUGAUAUAAGAAAAAAGAAGAAGAGUUAGUAUACACACUUGUAUGCUUUUAAAGAUUUAAGCAAAUUGAAAUAACAAAAAAAUAAGGAGUUUAUUUCGCAAUUGCUGAUAAGAGACAGUGCUCAAGUUCGAGAUGCAUCGACAGCUGGCACGCAACGACCGCCAUUUGAGGGAACAACAACAAGAAGAAGUCGAGGUGUACGUGAUGUUUGUCAACACAACAAGUCGCACUGUUGAUUUGUAUUGGGUGCGUGAGGAGCGCGAAACGGAAAACAUUCAAUACACAUUGAAACCGUUUGAGGAGGUGCGCGUAAAUACAUACAAUACGCACACAUGGUUCUUCCGCGACUAUUAUACGGGCGAACGAAUGCAUGUGCGAUCCAAGCGGUUAUUCUUCCCGGUUCGCAUACGCGUUCCGCGAGAUCCGCAGCGUCCGGAGGAGCUGUACGAUGUGCGCAGUCAAGUGUUAAUACACUUUCCGAUGCGUACACUCCGGGAUAAUUGCUUGUGGCUGAUUGUCAAAUGGCUGUGGCGUACGUGCAACUCACCACGGGAAUAUAUCAAUGGCUACAUGAUACCAGCAACAUUGAAGCAACAUUUGCAUUUACUUUUAACUACUAUCGAGUCCUAUUGCAGUCAGGUUCGAAUUCAAAGGUAAACAAGUAUCGAUCAGCAGCAUUGAUAAUAUCGCAGCAGGGUUGUUCCAGAAGCAUCGAUAAAGCAGCAGUGCUUUUCGAUCAAAUAUAUAUAUAGAUAUCGAUAUUAUUGUGCGAUAUCUUGACCGUUUCGAAUUAUUAUCGACAUUAAUGUUAUUCGAAAUAAACAAACGCUGAAAGAAUCGGCAAUUUUCUACAAAUGUAUAUUCAAAUGAUAAGUGUGCUAUUUGUAUUAACGGAAAGAAAAGCCAAGCUUGAUUUCCAAAUAAUUUAAUAAGAUUUCGAUUGAUUUUCA